This is a messenger RNA of Fusarium pseudograminearum CS3096, 246 nucleotides long. RefSeq lists its product as uncharacterized. Lineage: Eukaryota; Fungi; Ascomycota; Sordariomycetes; Hypocreales; Nectriaceae. The transcript has a single exon. The record is from RefSeq and is a predicted model, not a curated record. The coding region runs from base 1 to 246 and encodes 81 amino acids.
AUGGGUGAACUCAACCGAAUGUGCUUCCUUCCCACGUACGAGCGCAAAGUAUCCAAAGCGCUAGUCGACAAUGAGAACCGCUUCUUGGGUGGCCUCGAGCUUAUCUAUGGCUCGUGGUCCUAUGAUAACCCAAAGUUUGGGUGGACAAUCGAGGGCGACCAAUAUGUGGUCAAGGUCAUGGCUGACGAGCCCAAAGACCUGGAGGCCAAGUUGAAGGAGAUUGGUCGUAUCAAGCAAGAACCAUAG